AUGGCCGCACUGCUGUUGACGCUUGGGAUUCCACAUUCGAAAGGGAUUCGGUGUUGCGAGGAGGAAGUGAGGAUGAACAAGUUGAAAGCGAAGAUGGUGCUGAAGAAGCAGUCGAUCAGUCAGGAUUUCGCCGAUGGGUUUAUGGCGUCGGCUGAUAUAAGGGAUAGAAAAGGGAACCUAUCCUCGCCGAUUUUAGAUAAAUGA
Linum tenue is the source of this 204-nucleotide messenger RNA. Lineage: Eukaryota; Viridiplantae; Streptophyta; Magnoliopsida; Malpighiales; Linaceae. The record is from the annotation of a GenBank genome assembly.